Molecule: messenger RNA, 2144 nt
Organism: Cornus florida
Lineage: Eukaryota; Viridiplantae; Streptophyta; Magnoliopsida; Cornales; Cornaceae
Product: cysteine-rich receptor-like protein kinase 25
Exons: 7
Coding region: 95-2023 (642 amino acids)
Biological process (GO): protein phosphorylation
Molecular function (GO): ATP binding; protein kinase activity
Source: RefSeq, a predicted model, not a curated record
AAUCUGUACAAUAUGUUCACAACUCCUUAACAAGAAACAGCUUUGGAGUGAUCACAAACUAAUUGUAGUAAUUAAGAAUUUCAUUUUCACCACAAUGAUUUCCUUCAAUAUCCUCAGAACACAUCUCUUUCUUUGCAUCCCUUGCUUGCUUGGCCUCUCCAUUGAAAAAGUUAGCUCUAAUAUUCCUUAUUAUUACUGCUCAAACACAACCAAUAACACUUCUCUUAACACCACCUAUCAAGCCAAUCUCAAUCACCUCCUCUCUACACUCUCUAAUGCCAGCACAGCCAACAGAUUCUAUAACUCUUCUGCUGGCCAUGACCGUUCCAACAAAGCUUACGGCCUCUUCCUUUGUCGCGGGGAUGCCACUCCCGAGUUGUGCCAGGAUUGUGUGGUCAAUGCAGAGAGAGAGAUAGUACAGAUGUGCCCAAAUGGAGAAAUGGCUCAAAUUUGGAAAGACAGGUGCUUGUUACGUUACUCGAACCAAUUCAUCUUCUCAAGAUCAGAACAUGUGUGCAACACGCAGAAUGUCACUGAAGCAGAGAGAUUUAGGCAGGAGUUAGGAGACAUAUUGGAAGACUUGGCUACUCAGGCUGCAAAUGAUCAGUCUGGUAUGAAGUUUGCUACUAAGAUAACCAAAUUCAUGGCACAAGAUCUGUACAGCCUUGCACAAUGCACACCAGAUCUAUCCGUUGCUGAUUGCUAUAAGUGCCUUCGAGAAGUUACCUCGUAUAUGACAAGUCACUGUGAGGGAAGCAGAGGGGCAAGAGUUUUGUUUCCGAGCUGUAAUAUUUGGUACGAGUUUUAUAGGUUCUAUUGGAUCACAGGCAGCCAAGUUCCUUCUCGAGGAAAAGAUGGAAUCAGUACAGCAGUAAUAAUUGUAGCCAUUGUUGUUGCAAUAAUUGUCAUGGCGGUGCUCUUUUCCACUGGCUUCUGGUGCAAAAUGCGGAAAGCAAGGAAGAGGGACAGUUAUAUAAGAAAAAAGAAUGUUGCAUAUGAGAUAGAAACUGUGCAGUCCAUGCAAUAUGAUUUGGGAACCAUCAAAGCAGCAACAAAAGACUUCUCUGACGAUAACAAAAUUGGUGAAGGUGGAUUUGGUGCUGUCUACAAAGGUACACUUCCUUACAACGGACAAGAGAUAGCUGUGAAGAGGCUAUCUAGAAGCUCUGUGCAAGGUGCAAUGGAGUUUAGGAAUGAGGUUGCAUUGGUAGCCAAAUUACAACACAGAAAUCUAGUGAGGCUGCUGGGAUUUUGCUUGGAAGGAGAAGAAAAGAUACUCGUGUAUGAAUUCGUUCCAAACAAAAGCCUUGACUACUUUCUAUUUGAUCCGGAAACAGGAAAACAAUUGGAUUGGCCAACACGUUACAAGAUUAUAGGAGGCAUGGCUAAAGGAAUUCUUUAUCUUCAUGAAGAUUCUCGACUAAGAAUUAUACAUCGUGAUCUAAAAGCUAGCAAUAUACUAUUAGAUUUGGAAAUGAAUCCAAAAAUUUCAGAUUUUGGAAUGGCGAGAAUCUUUGGCGUGGAUCAAACUCAAGGGAAGACAACUAAAAUUGCUGGAACAUAUGGUUACAUGUCUCCAGAGUACGCAAUGCAUGGAAAAUUCUCCAUAAAGUCAGAUGUGUUUAGCUUCGGUGUCUCAAUAUUGGAGAUUAUAAGUGGCAAGAAAAACAGUAAUUUCUUCCAAUUAGACAGUAAUGCUGAGGACCUUCUGAGCUAUGCUUGGAAACAAUGGAGAGAAGGGACACCCGUGGCAUUGAUGGAUCAAACUCUUGCAGAUUCUUAUUCAAAGCAUGAAGUCAUUAGAUGCAUCCAUAUUGGGUUAUUGUGUGUUCAAGAAGAUGUGGAUGCUAGGCCUUCUAUGGCAUCUAUACUUUUCAUGCUCAACAGUGACUCGGUUACUCUACCAUUGCCUCAACAACCUCCAUUCAUUGUUCAUAGCAAAACAGAGUUGGGCAUUCCAAAUGUGUUUGAGCCGUGGUCUUUGAAUGUUACAAGCUCAUGCAAUCAGGGAAGGGUAUUUUGAGAAAUGAAAAAACAAAUGUAUUUUUACUGUAAUGGUUUAUACUCAAUCUGAUAUUGCUGUAUAGCGUACAACAUUUGUUAUAGUUACAUGAAAGCUGACCUUAGAUUUAAGUGCAAGAGAA